GUUCACACUAACUAAAAGUCACUGACUGUCACUCGCUCCAUUUUUCAGCUCUGCCAUGUUCAUGUUGUAUCCGUGGCGGGAUCCAACCAAUGCCUAGACUGGCCCCACUGCAAGACACCAGUCCACACUACUAACUACUAAACUAUCACCUGUCUGGCUUCCUCAUUGUCAGAAUUAUUAAUCAGUGUACCAUGGAUGCAGACCCCGUCCCUGUCAUCACUCUUGUCCUCAUGUGGUUGUCAUCCCUGAAACUGGAUCUUAAACUUUCCCUCUUUUCUCCCUCGGCGGCUUUUUGCCUGGAUUCCCAGAGCUCUCCCGAACUUUGGAACAAACUCCUCCUCGUGCGCGGGCGCCGCCCGUCACACAGAAAGGGGAGAAGAGAGGGGGUUCGGGAUCCAGACAAAUUAACAACUAAUUAAUCCCACUUUAUCGCAAUAACAGUCAUGCAUAUCAUUCGUUAGCAGAGGACACCAGGUCCAGUAUCUGACUCUCCGAUCUUAAUUAAACCGAGUCAUUCCCAACUUUGGCAUGGACCUUGCUUGGUCGUGGCCGCCAAAACACAUCAACCCUUGUAAUGAAGUCUGAUUCAGUCUGCCGUGCAAUUUUUGCCCCUCUAAUCGCGGCAUGUCAACCUCCAAUACCCACCUCCU
Molecule: messenger RNA, 650 nt
Organism: Aspergillus welwitschiae
Lineage: Eukaryota; Fungi; Ascomycota; Eurotiomycetes; Eurotiales; Aspergillaceae
Exons: 1
Source: RefSeq, a predicted model, not a curated record